AUGAAUGAGUCAAACCCAUUUGGAGAGGUACAUUCCACUACUAAUAGUGAAGUUGGUUCAUCAUCCGCAUCCGUAUCCACAUCCGCAUCCGCAUCCGCAUCUUCUUCAACACCUUCAUCCACUUUACCUAACCCUCAAACACUAACUCAAAGUACACCUCAACCGAGUGGUCUUCCACCAUUACCUCAUUCCGGCCCAAAAAGAGAAAAAUCGGAAGUAUGGGAUCACUUUGAGAAAUAUGAAGAAGUGGUUGAGAGUGUGAAGGAGGAUGGGAGCAAAUAUGCAACCACUAAGAAGAGAGCUAGGUGCAAGUAUUGCACUAUGAGCUAUGCAGCAGACUCUACUAGAAAUGGGACCUCAAAUUUGAGGAAACAUAUUGAAAACUUAUGUAAGAAAUAUCCGGGGAGGGUUCCUAAAGAUAAACGGCAAAAGCUAUUGUCUUUUGACCAAGAACAUGGGGUUCUUACAUCAACAAUGCAUGGUAAAGAAGAGUGGUUAAAGGCAUGUGUAGAGAUGGUAGUAAUGGAUGAGAUGCCGUUUAGUGUGGUUGAAGGAAAAGGGUUUAGGCGGUUUUGUAAUUCUUUGAACCCCCAUUUUCAAGUGCCAUCGCGUAGGACACUUGUGAGGCAUUUCAUGGUAAUGUAUGAUGCCAUGAAACAAAAAUUGAAAGAAGAAUUAGCACCACAUAGAGUAUGCCUCACAACGGACACUUGGACAAGUGUUCAAAACAUCAAUUACAUGGUCAUCACGGCACACUUCAUAGAUGGUGAUUGGAACUUGCACAAAAGAAUCUUGAACUUUUGUGUGAUUUCCAAUCACAAGGGGAACUCAAUUGGUAAACUCCUUGAGUCAUGCUUGCUUGAUUGGGAUUUGAAGAAGAUAUUAACCAUCACGGCCGAUAAUGCUUCUUCAAACACAAAGGCUAUAGAUUACUUGAAGUCAAAAAUGGGCCAUUGGGGAAAUGGUAGUCUUUUAUUAGAGGGAAAGUAUAUGCACAUUAGGUGUUGUGCUCAUAUUGUGAAUUUGAUAGUUCGUGAUGGGUUGAAGAAGUUGGAAAAAAGCAUAGUGUGUAUAAGAAAUGCUGUGAAGUAUGUAAGAUCUUCUCCCAAAAGGUUGGAGGACUUUAAGAGUUGUGUUAAGAAAGAGCAAAUUGAAUGCAAAGGGCUUGUGGUGUUGGAUGUGCCAACAAGGUGGAAUUCCACAUAUAUGAUGUUGGAAGCCGCCUUAAAGUUUGAAAAGGCAUUUUGGAGAAUGGGAGAAGAUGAUGAAGGCCCAUAUAUUUCUUGGUUUGGUGAAGAUGAACCGGAUCUUGAAGAUGGGGUGGUUAUGUCUCAUUAUCCUAGAAAGAGGGAAGGACCACCAACUAAUGAAGAUUGGAACAAUGCUCGUACCUUUGUGAAUUUUUUGAAGGUAUUUUAUGAUGCUACAUUGAAGAUGAGUGUCACUUUGCAUCCCGCUUCCCACACCACAUUUCAUGACUUGAUUGCAAUGGAAGAAGAAAUUGAGGAUUUGUUGAUGGAAGAGGAGGAAAUAUUAAGUGAAACCCAAACCUCCAAGGUUUUGAAGGACAUGGCACUUAACAUGAAGAUGAAGUUUAAAAAGUAUUGGGGUGACCUUGAUAAAUUGAACCAAAUUUUGAUGGUUGCUCUUGUUCUUGACCCUCGAUACAAAUUGGGGAACUUGGAGUUUAUCUUGAAAAGCCGGUUUGAAAACCCGGAAGAUGCGGUUAAGAAGAAGAAUGAGAUCAAAGAGAUUUUAAAGAAGUUUUAUGAAGAAUAUGCCAUGCCACCACCACCACCACCACCUACUCAAAGUAGUAGUUAUUAUUCUAGUGAUACUACUACAAUGAGUACAAGUAGUAGCCGAGGGGGAAAGAAACGAAGGCAAAUGACCGAAAAUUGGAGAAAAGAGACUCGAGCAAAUGAUGUUGUGGUAUUGGAGCAUGAGAUUGAUAGGUACAUCACCGACCCUAUUGAAGAUGUGGUUGAUGAAUUUGAUGUUUUGAAGUGGUGGAAAUUGAAUGGGGUUAAGUAUCCGGGGUUGGCACUUAUUGCAAAGGAUGUGCUUGCCAUCCCGGUAUCAACGGUGGCUUCGGAAUCAUGCUUUAGCACGGGUGGUCGGGUAGUUAAUUCAUUUCGUGCUUCUUUGACUCCUAAGAUUGUGGAGGCCUUAAUUUGUUCUCAAAAUUGGUUAAGGUCGGAUGACAUUUCCUCUUUACAAUAUGAGCCAACAAUUCAAGAGAUGGAGUUCUAUGAAUCGAUUGAAUUAGAUAUUAUGAGUUCAUCCACACCUAGCACCAUAGCUCCAACUACUUUUCAAUGUUAA
This is a messenger RNA of Prunus armeniaca (apricot), 2325 nucleotides long. Lineage: Eukaryota; Viridiplantae; Streptophyta; Magnoliopsida; Rosales; Rosaceae. The record is from the annotation of a GenBank genome assembly.